CUGAUGAUAACGGGGUUGUCGUCGGCUUUCGUAGAGUCGUCGAUAUCGGGCCGUGGCGAGGCGUAGGUUGAUCAUCUGUAAACAAAGUUCUGGCUGGUCGUAUCGGCACCUUUACGCCUCUAAGGCCUCUCCCGGGGGGCUCGACUUUGCGACGUGGCCUCGAUCCCGGUACCCAGUCAGUAGCGCACCUGGGGAGAGUCCUCCGGUCUCCCCCUGGGGAUAAUAGGUGGACCCUCCCGACAUGUUAUGUUUAUAUGUAUGCGCUGUCUUACGUGUUGCCUGCCACACGGCCUCAUCGCAUAUUUGGGUGUAUAUUUAUUCUCUCAUGUAUAUAACAACACACACGCCGAUCGUAUUAAUCUCUGGAACUGAGCGAGUACUCCUAGAGACUAUACUCUCUCCUGAGACUUCUCCCUCGACGUUCCAUCUCAUAUACCUCCUCCUCUCCGAGUGUUCGGGCUCGUUCUCCUUCAGGUGGCUCGAACGAAAACUCUUGUCGCCAUUGUCCUCCUCCCAAUCAUGUCCAAAGUUACUGCCGCACCUGUCCUGGCGGCUACGGCGCUCGGCUCAUUCGCUUGGGCACGCCAUGCUGAAUUACCAGUUAUACCAACUAUCGCGACAUCGUUAGCCGUUGUGAUCCCCUUAUACGCCGUUGUUUGGCUCAGCUGGAUAUUUCCCUUCUAUGUUUCCGAGUUGAGACACGUCCCAACGGUGCCUGGCUUCCCUCUAUGGGGCCAGUUUGUCGACAUUAUUACAGAAGAAUGCGGUGUCCCUCAACGACGAUGGCACAAAGAACACGGCCCCAUCAUCAGAUACUUCUUCCCCUUUGGGGCUGAGCGUCUAUCUAUUGCAGACGACGAAGCCCUCAAGCAGAUGACUGUGAAGAACCCGUACAAUUACCCCAAGCCUGUACGAGCCAAGCUCUGGAUGGUCCGAAUCCUAGGCGAAGGCGUGCUGCUGGCAGAAGGUCCGGAACACGUACAUCAGCGCAAGUCUCUCGCUCCAGGGUUUUCUAUUCAAUCCAUUCGGGCACUCACUCCUGUAUUCUGGGAGAAGUCUCUCCUCCUCGCCAAGUGUUGGCGACAGGAGAUGACCGCCGAAAGAGUGUCGACGAAGUCUUUCGAAGUUCUGGAGUGGCUGAACCGCACGACGCUCGACAUCAUUGGGAGCGCCGGGUUUGGCUACGACAUCAACUCCUUGGAAAAUCCCGGAACACCCAUCCGUGAGGCUUACCGCCUAGUCUUCGCCUUCGACCUGAGUUCACGAAUUAUGCACGGGCUCCAGGCAUUCAUUCCCGCCUCCAAGUACAUACCUUCCAAGAUGAAUAACGACGUCCGAGUCUCCAGGGAGAUUAUCCUGAAUAAGGCAACCCAGAUCAUCAGGGAAAAGCAGGAGCAAGCCGAACAAAACACCACUGCCAAAGACAUUCUGGCUCUAAUCGCUCGCGACAACAAGAAGCUCCAAGCCAAGGGAGAAGCUGGCCUCUCGUUCGAAACCAUGCGCGAUCAGGUGAUGACCUUCUUGGGAGCCGGCCACGACACGACGGCGACGGGCGUCGCGUGGACGAUCCAUCUGCUGUCCACCCACCCCGAGAUCCAGUCCCGGCUCCGAGAGGAAAUCAAAGACCACAUGCCCUUCCUCUUCAACCAACGCACACGCCUCGACCCCGAGCGCAUCGCCUCGGCGGAUGCGGACCAGCUACCGUUCCUCGACAACGUGUGCCGCGAGUCGCUGCGCUUCAUCCCGCCGAUCCCCAUGACCGUGCGGCAGGCGGUCGCAGACGAUUAUCUGGGGCCGUACAAGGUACCGGCGGGCACGGUCGUGUACAUCCUCGCUAACGUCAUCAACCGACUUCCGAUGUACUGGGGCCCGACGGUCGACGAGUUCGACCCAGACCGGUGGGAUAACCUGCCUGCGACAUUUACGGCCAACGCGUUCAUGACCUUCCUCCAAGGCCCGCGCGGCUGCAUCGGCCGCAAGUUCGCCGAGACCGAGAUGAAGGUCCUGCUCUGCUGCCUCCUCAGCAUGUACGAGUUCAAGCGCGACCCCAACACCCCUAACCCCGAGGAUUGGAAGAUGUGGCGCCUUGUGCUGCGGCCGAAGGACGGCGUCACCGUCAAGGCUACAGCUAUCUGAGAUUCGGGACGGGCACGCGAUGAUUUCAUUUAUUACCCACUACUCACUGUACCCCUAAUCUACGAAUAUACGUGUCUAUAUAAUGGCGUCGAGAGCCAACAACGCCGUUGAUGGGAAGAAGCUAUAUUAAUAUGUAGCAUUUUAUGCUACCAGGUGCUCUUUACUCCCUCCUCAUCCCAUAACGCAUAAAAUAGGGCGAAACUGAGUAUCCACCCAUUCGUACCGAGAUAUGAUCGUCCCAUGUCUUCCUAGCCUAUGUAUACUUUCGCCAUAUUACCGUGUGAUAUUAUUCUGAAAACGAGACAGUGCUGUCGUAGAUAUCCAGGUAAUGAUAUUC
Messenger RNA from Durotheca rogersii, 2473 nucleotides. RefSeq names its product cytochrome P450 78A3. The record is from RefSeq and is a predicted model, not a curated record. NCBI's taxonomy places the organism in Eukaryota, Fungi, Ascomycota, Sordariomycetes, Xylariales, Xylariaceae. Gene Ontology annotation, molecular function: iron ion binding; heme binding; monooxygenase activity. The transcript is spliced from 3 exons. The coding region runs from base 520 to 2136 and encodes 538 amino acids.